This is a messenger RNA of Patiria miniata (bat star), 3467 nucleotides long. RefSeq lists its product as uncharacterized. Gene Ontology annotation, molecular function: chromatin binding. The transcript is spliced from 7 exons. The record is from RefSeq and is a predicted model, not a curated record. The coding region runs from base 27 to 2699 and encodes 890 amino acids. NCBI's taxonomy places the organism in Eukaryota, Metazoa, Echinodermata, Asteroidea, Valvatida, Asterinidae.
CGUCUUGUAAUGCACCUGCGAACUGCAUGCUGCAUGCAUGCGAUAUAUGCACUGAACCGAUUACCAAAAUGGCGACAGGCGGUGGAUCUAUACCUUUCAAUAAACGUUCGAAAACUAGCCCACUCGAGCCAUCUUGUUCGUCAGAAAAGAUCCCAGUCAAAUGCCCAGUGGCCGGAAAUGGUAAAGUCUCCAACGGCAACAUGGUGACCAAUCACGAGUCUGUCUCCCCCAGGAAGGAAGCUAGAUCCCCCCAUGGCUCAGCCAACAAGAGUGCCUCGCCCGGACUUCAAAGCCCGUCUAAUAACCGACGGACGUCUCAGACCAGAUAUGACACUCUCCACGUGGAUGUGGACCUUGCAAACCGGCGCUUUGAGACGGUUUCCCCCGGUAGGAGAUGCAUGUCAGACUCUAAACUCAGUGUCGGUAAGAGACAGAAGAAUAUCCAAGCAUCGUCGAGUCACAAGAGGAAACUUGAGUUCCCAUCUUCAGCCUCGCCAUUGUCAAAGAGGAGGCGAUCGGACGGUGGGAGUACUUCUAGCUCUCCGGCAUCGCCUUUAUCAAAAAGAGAUGCCUCAGGCAAGCACGUGGACCAUAACCAGAACUUCAAAGAAGUGAGAGAGUGCACCAAUAAUAGAACUAUCUCCACAGCAAGCCGAGGGCAGGAGUAUAAAUCCAAGCACAGUAUUGGCCACAGGAGGGCCUCCGCACAGAUCGGGACAUUGUCAGAAGCCAUGCUGACAAGCCCACGGAAACGUGUGCCAACUCCCCCGCCUCAGACUACAACGAUGACGCUGAUGAGCCACAAACUGGAGAUAGAGGAUGACAAAGGACACAAGUGUGUGUGGGAGACCAAGAAGAAGAUCCCGGAUCUUGGGAAUUUGUCCAAUUUACCGUCCGUUAAGACGACCACUCCUAGCACACCCGACAGUUUGUCGGAGGACAUUAGCGACAAGUUCCUUAAAGUCGACAACGACAUAUUAUUUAAGAAAGAGUUGGCAAUAGACAUUGUUGUGACAGACUGUGAUGGGGAGUCGCAAAAUCCUGAGGUACAGCAGCAGGAUGUUUUAGCGAAUAGUGCACUUUCAGAAAACCCAAGUGGAAAUGUAGAGAAAGAGAGCCCCUCAGAUCCGCACUUCAAGCAGAUGCCGUCUGAUAGUUGUGAAGACGAGUCGUCUGUUUUCACCGAAGAUUCGAACACGACGGAUGACAGCGGCCCAAAAGACGCAACAAAUACUAAAUCCAAGAAACAGUAUGUUAAAAAGAAGUGGCAAGACGUCCAGCCGCGGGCACCGAGGAAGCGUCGAAUUGCCAGCCUGACUGCCGAGACUAAAGUGCAUCUGCUCUAUGAGAAGGAUGAGGUCGAAGGACCAAAGAAGCACACUGGUGCUAAAACUGCCAAGAAAGUCUCGGAAGCACUGACCGUCUCAGCCGCAACGCCUGUGAUGCCAGCCCAGUGCAUGGAAACGACACCCUUCACAUUCUGCAAGCACCAAGUCGUGACUCAGUCUGGUGCCUCCAUGCCCUGUGCCGAGUGUGUACAGCUGUACUAUUCCCUGUCCCUGAAGCAAGCCCAGGAGCAAGAUGGGCCGUUGAACUUGGUCCUGAAUGACCGGAGCUGUGUCUGCGGCAGCCAUUCCUGCGUGCAGAGCGAGAGUCGCUGUUGUACAUGCACAGCACCGGCUAGGACUAUGGGUCCGGAGGGUCACUGCAAACCCACCAGUGACACUAACAGUCUGGUCCAAGCGGUGCACAGCCCGAUGUCAGCCCCAGUCGUCAGCACCUCGAAGAGACCCACACUGGUCCCAACCAGCAUGAGGAGGGCUACAGUGGACACAGCCGAGUGCCAGAAGUUGACGUCAUUCUUGAAGAGCCCCCUGAUGCUCAGGAUGUCCAGACAUUCCACCGACGGAGAGAGCGCCCCCAGCGACAUGCCGGGAUUAGUCAACGAAACGCUGGAGCAACUUUCCAUGUUACAAACAGGCGGGAUGAUUCCCCCUUUACUGGCUCCUCCUACUCUGCAAGCCCAGCUCCUGCCCACCACCAACCACCUCCCCAAGUCCCGUAUUCCCAGGAAGAUCCUGAACACGGCCAACCUGAAGCCAGGCAAGGCGGGCCGACGCAAGUCUACCAAUGGCUGGAAGGGUGUCGGGGAGCCUGUUCUCAGACCCGUGGUUCUCUUGAAUGAUGCAGUACGCGAGUAUCGCUACUGUUACGACGCCAUCCGACGCAAGGAUGACGAGAUUCGCACGCAGGACUGCGUGCUGCUGAGGGCGUCAAGCAACCGCCGGAAGGAGCCAGCGUAUGUUGCUAAGGUGGCCUCUCUGUGGGAAGACCCUGACUCAGGGGACUUGAUGAUGACGCUCCUAUGGUACUAUCAACCGGAGCACACGGAAGCAGGCCGAUUACCUCAUCAUCUUGAUCACGAGCUGUUUGCCUGUCGUCACUGGGAUGUCAACAGUGUAGCUUGCAUUGAAGACAGGUGUUAUGUACUCACACCAGCUGAGUACUCAAGGUAUCGGGCCAAGCUCCAGAGACAGAAGGAGGCAAUCGUCCCAGGGAGGCCCUGCGUGCCGGAGAACCCCGACAGCUACCCCUGGACGUACCGCCUGCCUCCCGAUGACAUCAGCCCCGAGAACGUGUUCCUCUGCAGACAGGUGUACGACUUUCGGCAGAAGAGGGUCUUGAAGAAUCCAUCGUGAUGGCAGGAUCCCUCGGUGUGGGUGGGAUCCUCAAUGGAUACAAGGUAGAAAUGGAUGGAUGCAAUCGGUAGUGUUACAGUCGGAUGCUGAGGCGGACUGCCAGUAGAGUCUCCACACUGUUGUGAAUAAAACACCUGGUAGCAGGACUCAGCUAUUUGUUACAAGUGUGGAACUUGUGCUGUAUAGGGCAGUGUGCAUUCUGUGGCUCUUUUGGAGCAAACGUUACUGGGGAAUGGUUAUUUCGUGUGCAUUAUUUUCUGGGUUUUUUUUGGGGGGGGGGGGUGGGCGGUGUUUCCUAGGUUGCUAGUGUGCUGUUCAUUGGUCUGGAUUAUGCCAUAAGCAAAUCGUGUGUCUCGGUUUCACUCCAGAACCCCACAAAUUUGCACAAAACAUGUUGUGAUUGUGAACAUACCACUAUUCAUUUAAAAAAAAAUAGUUCAGAGAAAAUAAUCAGCCGUAGAAGUACUGCAGAGUUGAAAAUGUUGGGAAAAUGGAAAUCCAAAGCAUACGCACGGAUUUGGCCAACUUUGAACACAAAAUGACAAAUACAUACAUGCCAUUCAGCUUGAGUUAACAAAUUCUAUACUGACCUGUUAGCAUAAGCCCAUAUGCAACCUUAAUAUGUGGACUGCUGAUUCUGUCGGGUAUCUCAUCAAUGCAUAAUAGGGCUCGCUCAAUGACGGCCAUCUCUGUAAGAGAGCUGUAAGUGUGUAUUUUACGCAAUCAGGCAUGCGUUGCGCAGUGUUGGAAAUGUUCCAAACACGUGUG